AUGCGUCCCAAGUCCAAGUACGCCCGCGUGUUCAAGGUUGCUCGCGCCUUGCGCAACUUGGACGUCUUGCGCGUCGGCUUCAGCAGUGACCCUACGAAAAUCACCAAUGGCACUUCUGCGUGGGAAGUCGUCUUGAGAAAGGGAGUAGCGUAUAAGAGCUCGGGCAAAGAAUACUGGAGAGGAAACGUUGUCAAUGAACAUUAUUGCUCAGAGGUCCAGACCUGGCAGGUACACCUUGUAGAAAGAAAAUUACAUGCAUCUAUGUUGGAUAGCUUUGGCACUAUCGAAUAUUUGGACGCCAAUCAGAAAAGCCUCAACGCUGCCUAUCAGGCCUUUUACGAAGUUGCAAUAACAGCCGUGGGAUAUCGUCCGAUGAGAGAAAACGAAUCCCCAAACGAAACCCCACCCGGUGAUGGUUAUUUCGUCUUGCCCCAGGCUCCGCAGAGAUCGUGGGCUACGACGAGGCCUGAAACGAAUCAAGUCCGCAACGGUUCUGCGGAGGUCAAUUUUGCUCCCUUCUUUGCUCGCUGGAGCGGCUUGCCUGUUCAAUGGAUAGCAACCAUGGUCGGUGCCGAGGACAUGCGACCCAUCGGCUGGGUCGCUAGACGUGUUGCAGCAGAUGCCAUAUCUUUCAUCAACACUGGAAAACAUUUCAGAACUGAAGAACAAGUUAAGGUUAUCAAUCAGUGUCUGGGGAAGACUCUACAAGCCCAUUUUCGUGAAGACUCUCCUGCCGACGUGAAAAUCGAUGUUUGA
Molecule: messenger RNA, 756 nt
Organism: Chondrus crispus (carragheen)
Lineage: Eukaryota; Rhodophyta; Florideophyceae; Gigartinales; Gigartinaceae
Exons: 1
Coding region: 1-756 (251 amino acids)
Source: RefSeq, a predicted model, not a curated record